AUGGAUUUAUGCAGAGCUUUGAUAUCAGCUAAUAUACCGCUGAACAAAUUACAAAAUACAGAGUUUCGUCAAUUCUUAAAAUUAUAUACUCAAAAAGACGUCCCCACUGAAUCGACGCUUAGAAAGUUCUAUCUUGAUGAUUGUUACGAGGAAAUGAUGAAAAACAUUAGACAACGUGUGUUUUUAAAAAAAAAUUGGAUAUCAUCGAUGAAACGACUGACGCUGAGGGAAGACAAAUUGCAAAUGCAAUAA
Molecule: messenger RNA, 252 nt
Organism: Cinara cedri
Lineage: Eukaryota; Metazoa; Arthropoda; Insecta; Hemiptera; Aphididae
Source: the annotation of a GenBank genome assembly